Messenger RNA from Erigeron canadensis, 3589 nucleotides. RefSeq names its product protein translocase subunit SECA2, chloroplastic. The record is from RefSeq and is a predicted model, not a curated record. Gene Ontology annotation, biological process: protein import; protein targeting. Gene Ontology annotation, cellular component: membrane; chloroplast envelope. The transcript has 31 exons. The coding region runs from base 134 to 3301 and encodes 1055 amino acids. Lineage: Eukaryota; Viridiplantae; Streptophyta; Magnoliopsida; Asterales; Asteraceae. Gene Ontology annotation, molecular function: ATP binding; ABC-type protein transporter activity.
GUGUAUAAGAAACAACAAAAUUUGGCACUUGUUUCUCAUCCCUCCAACUGAGACCAACAUAGAUACAGUCAGAUAUAUUUAUACAUACACACAAGGCUUACACUCAGCUCAGAGUGCAGCCUCCACACCGACAAUGGCGUCUUUCUCUUCCACACUCACAACCCCCUCUUUUUUCACCAAACCCACUAACCCCCACCACCCCUCAUCUCCUUCAAACUGUAAACUCCGCACAACUUCUUUCCCACUUCUUUCUUUCAACACCCAACGACGUCGUUUCACUCUAAAGACACCAAUUCCAAAGGCAUCUCUGAAAGAGAAUAUUGGCAGAGUUACUAAAACAUGGAGUGAUUUCACUAGCUUGAAUUAUUGGGUUGUUCGAGAUUAUUAUCGCCUUGUGGAUUUCGUUAAUUCGUUCGAAAAUCGAAUUCAAAAACUUUCUGAUCAACAGCUAACUGCAAAAACUGCUGAGUUUCGAAGGCGGUUGGGAAGUGGAGAGACACUUGCUGAUAUUCAAGCUGAAGCGUUUGCUGUUGUUCGUGAAGCUGCUAAGAGGAAACUUGGCAUGCGCCAUUUUGAUGUCCAGAUUAUUGGUGGUGCUGUGCUUAAUGACGGGUCUAUUGCUGAGAUGAAAACUGGAGAGGGGAAAACAUUGGUUUCGACGUUGGCUGCAUAUCUUAAUGCCUUGACUGGCGAGGGUGUUCAUGUGGUGACCGUCAAUGAUUAUCUUGCUCAACGUGAUGCCGAGUGGAUGGGACGUGUUCAUCGCUUCUUAGGUCUCUCUGUUGGUCUUAUUCAAAGAGGGAUGAAAUCUGAGGAAAGGAGGUCCAACUACAGAUGUGAUAUUACAUACACCAAUAAUUCUGAACUUGGUUUUGACUAUCUAAGAGACAAUCUUGCUGGAAGUAGUGGCCAACUGGUUAUGAGAUGGCCAAAACCGUUUCAUUUUGCAAUAGUUGAUGAAGUUGAUUCCGUCCUAAUCGAUGAGGGGAGAAACCCAUUGCUGAUAAGUGGCGAGGCUAGUAAAGAUGCUGCACGUUAUCCGGUUGCUGCCAAAGUAGCUGAGCUUCUCAUUCGUGGCCUCCAUUACAAUAUAGAGCUUAAGGAUAAUUCAGUGGAGCUGACUGAAGAAGGAAUUAAUUUAGCUGAGAUGGCACUGGAAACAAAAGAUCUAUGGGAUGAGAAUGACCCUUGGGCCAGAUUUGUCAUGAAUGCUCUAAAAGCCAAGGAGUUCUAUCGCCAAGAUGUUCAAUACAUUGUUAAAAACGGGAAAGCUCUUAUUAUAAACGAGUUGACGGGAAGAGUGGAAGAAAAACGGCGAUGGUCAGAGGGCAUUCACCAAGCUGUAGAGGCCAAAGAAGGUCUACAAAUCCAGGCGGAUUCGGUUGUAGUGGCGCAAAUCACAUACCAAUCUUUGUUUAAACUUUAUCCAAAGCUCUCGGGGAUGACAGGAACAGCAAAAACUGAAGAGAAGGAGUUCUUGAAAAUGUUCCAGAUGCCUGUUAUUGAAGUGCCCACAAAUAUGCCAAACAUUCGUAACGAUUUGCCUAUCCAAGCUUUUGCAACUGCGCGCGGUAAAUGGGAAUUUGUACGUGAAGAAGUUGUAAGUAUGUUCAGAGUUGGUCGUCCUGUUUUAGUAGGAACUACUAGUGUCGAGAAUUCAGAAUAUUUGUCUGCUCUUCUUAGGCAAAGCAUGAUCCCUCACAAUGUCCUCAAUGCACGACCAAAGUAUGCUGCCAGAGAGGCUCAAACUGUCGCCCAAGCUGGACGAAAAUAUGCAAUCACAAUAUCUACAAAUAUGGCUGGAAGGGGUACUGACAUCAUAUUGGGAGGUAAUCCAAAGAUGCUUGCACAAGAAGUUAUAGAGGACAGCAUACUUAUGCAUAUGAGUAAUGAAAAUCCUGAUGUUGAGGUUGACGAGCCAAAGUCACAAAAGGUAUUAUCCAAAAUGAAAAUUGGACCAUCAGCAUUAGCUUUGCUAGCUAAGACGGCUCUGAUGGCUAAAUAUGUAUCCAAAAGUGAGAAUAAGAGUUGGACAUAUGAGAAAGCAAAAUCUAUUAUUUUGGAGUCAAUUGAGAUGAGUCAGUCAGUGGGUUUGGAUGAGCUGGAAAGACUUGUAGAGGAACAAGCAGAGAUGUACCCUCUUGGUCCUUGCAUUGCACUUGCCUAUUUGUCAGUGUUAAAGGACUGUGAAAUUCACUGUGUCAAUGAAGGAUUGGAAGUGAAACGACUUGGUGGGCUCCAUGUGAUUGGCACAUCUUUGCAUGAGUCCCGUAGAAUCGAUAAUCAGCUUCGUGGAAGAGCAGGAAGGCAAGGAGAUCCAGGCUCAACACGGUUCAUGGUCAGUUUGCAGGAUGAAAUGUUUCAAAAGUUCAACUUUGACACUGAGUGGGCUGUGAAACUCAUCUCAAGGAUUUCAAAUGAUGAGGAUAUCCCAAUUGAAGGUGACUCAAUUGUUCGUCAGCUUCUGUCUCUCCAAGUUUCGGCUGAAAAGUAUUUUUUUAACAUAAGAAAGAGCCUUGUAGAGUUUGACGAGGUGUUAGAGGUGCAAAGGAAACAUGUUUAUGAUCUCCGACAGUUAAUUUUAACUGGCGAUUUUGAGAGUUGCUCACAUCACAUUUUCCAGUACAUGCAAGCAGUUGUAGAUGAAAUUGUUCUGGCAAAUGUUAAUCCAUUAAAGCAUCCAAAAAGCUGGAACUUAGACAAACUAUUAAAGGAGUUUAUUGCUAUUUCUGGGAAGAUUUUAGAUGAUUCGUGUAUGGGAAUUACCGUGGAAUCCUUAGUGCAAUCACUUGCCAAUGUUCAUGAAAUGAGUGAUGUAGAUAUUAAUGACUUCAGGUUUUCAAAUUUACCUCAACCUCCUAAUGCCUUCAGAGGUAUACGUAAAAAAACUUCUUCACUGAAGCGCUGGCUAGCCAUAUGCUCAGACGAUUCACUCAAAGAGGGAAGAUAUCGAGUUACUGCCAAUCUUCUGCGCAAGUACCUUGGUGAUCUAUUAAUUACUUCAUAUAUGAACAUAAUUGAAGAGUCUGGUUAUGCUGAAGAAUAUGUGAAAGAAGUUGAGAGAGCGGUUCUUGUGAAGUCCCUGGAUUGUUUCUGGAGGGAUCAUCUUGUGAACAUGAAUCGAUUAAAUUCUGCGGUGAAUGUGAGGAGUUUUGGGCACAGGGACCCAUUAGAAGAAUACAAAAUUGAUGGUUGUCGGUUUUUCAUUUCGAUGCUUAGUGCAACACGAAGGUUGACAGUGGAAUCGCUUGUGAGGCACUGGUCAUCUUCAAUGGAGUCUGAAGAAGUAUAUGCACGAUGAUCGUAGAAUUAGAAAGAUUAUAUGCAUAUAUAUACAAUAAUACAAACCACACAUGCAUGUAUUAUAGAAUAGGUCUUACGUUUUAGUCUUCUUGUAGAUUUAGUUGUAACAUUAAUGUCGAACACAAAUUAUUUGGUCAUGUGUUUUUUUGUAUGUAGUCGGAAUUGUUGAUAUAGUUUUGAGAUCAAAAGUGAAUGUACCAUUUACGUACAAAUUUGGUCAGUACUUUCUAAGUUUAAAGAACUCAUCUCAAAUUAUAUAAUACAGUAUCUGUUCUUUUGGAAGUGA